GGUUGCGAAAUGCCAGUUGUAGACAUGGAGUGUUGUUACUUCAAUCAAAACACCGCAAAAUAAUGCAACGAUCAAGCUCACAAGUCACAACAACGCAAGCAAUGCAUACGUGACACCGAAACAGAAACUCACACUCUCACACACGAUCCAAACUCCAAACCUAAACCUUCAUUCCGAACCUGAAUUCAAUUAUUAAGAACCAAUGCUAAGAGGCGAAAUCGGAGUUUCGAGAAGCGCGAGGCACAACGCCACCGCUGUAACGGUUUCGAAUAAGGUUCUUGUGGCCGUUAAAGCGGAGAAAGUGAUCUCCAACACCGCAUUAGCAUGGGCGCUCACUCACAUCGUUCAUUCCAGCGACUCAAUUACGCUUCUCGCCGUUUAUUCCACCGAAAAAACCGGUAGAAGAUUCUGGAACUUUUCGAGAUUCACCGGUGACUGUACGAAUGGACGCGCGGGAAAGUUACCGGAGCAGAUUUCUGAUAUCUCCGACUCUUGCUCUCAGAUGGUGCUUCAGUUGCACAAUCACAUUGAGGUUAGGGUAAAGAUUAAGGUUGUCACGGGAACUCCCAGUGGUGCUGUAGCAGCUGAAGCUAGAUGGAGUGGUUCCCAUUGGGUCAUACUGGACAAGAAAUUAAAGCAAGAGGUAAAACAUUGCAUGGAUGAACUCAACUGUAGCAUUGUGGUGAUGAAUGGCUCACAGCCUAAAGUCCUCAGACUUAAUUUAGGACCCUCAAAUGAACUCCAAACUCCAUUUUUCUCUGCUUCCUCUUCACCAGGUAUAGAAAUUGGAAAACUAAAAGGCCGCAGAUUGAAGCAUUCCACCCCAGUCGGUAGCCCUGAAGAAGCAGGUUCGUCUGUUACAAGAGAUAUUGGACUAGAUUCAAUGUCAAGUUCAGACUCAAUGGCUUCUCCUUUCCUGAUCUAUAAACAAAACCCUCUGUAUGAGGGUCACGGACCACACAAAAGAACAAACAAACCAAUCAGUGAGCCAAAAAAUUUCAAUGUCCAGCCACCACUGUACUUUAAUUUGGAAAGGGAUAACCGACCCCCUUCAAGGAAACUCCCAACAUCAUCUAUGGCAAGUAAUAACAACACUUUAUUUUGCAUCCCUGGGAAACACAUUAAUAAUGAGAAGCUUCAAAGGGAUGAAAACAGAAUUAUUCAAAGAGCUAAAUCACCAAAUUCUAAAACUUUACUUGAGAAUUUUAUACACUGUGAUCAAAUGGGAACAAAUGACGUUGGGUUUAAUAAAUCUGAGAGUAGAAGUUAUCUCACCAGGUCAGGCAUCAGAGAUAGCCCUAUUCCUUUGGGAAGAAACUCCUCUAUACCUCCUCCCUUGUGCUCACAGUGUCAGAAUAUAGCACCUGUAUUUGGAAAUCCUCCUAGACGGUUUUCAUACAAAGAGAUAGAAGAAGCUACUGACAUGUUCUCAGAUUUGAAUUUUUUGGCUGAAGGUGGAUUUGGUGUGGUUCACAAAGGAAUACUCAAAGAUGGCCAGGUUGUUGCAGUGAAACAAUUAAAAUUUAGUGGCUCUCAAGCAGAUCUUGAUUUUUGCAGGGAAGUUCGGGUUUUGAGCUGUGCACAACACAGAAAUGUUGUAUUGCUUAUAGGAUUUUGCACAGAGGGCAAUGUGAGGAUAUUAGUCUAUGAGUACAUAUGUAAUGGAUCCUUGGACCUCUGCUUACAUGGCAACGAGAAAAUACCUUUGGAUUGGAACUCACGAUUAAAGAUAGCGAUUGGAGUUGCCCGAGGCUUACGAUACCUCCAUGAAGAUUGUAGAGUUGGUUGUAUAGUGCACAGAGAUCUUCGCCCCAAAAAUAUACUCUUAACACAUGACUUUGAAACUCUGGUGGCUGAUUUUGGGCUUGCUAGAUGGCAAUCAGAAUGGAAUAUAAAUACAGAAGAUCGUGUGAUGGGAACUUCAGGGUACAUUGCACCGGAGUAUCUUGAUACUGGAAUUCUUACGUAUAAAGUAGAUGUAUAUGCAUUUGGAAUUGUUUUAUUAGAGUUAAUAACCGGUAAAAGAAUUAGUCAGUUAGAACAGUUCAAUGGACACUCAUAUCUUUCUGAAUGGUUUCACCCCCUACACAUGUUGGACCCCAAUCAUAUCUUUCAAAAGGUUGGAUCUCUCAAUCCAUGUUUGGAUUCUGAGUCGUCACUAGAAUUUAAUCUUCAAUUCCAAGCUAUGGCACAAGCUGCUUCAUUCUGUCUGCGUUUGGAUCCUGAUUCCAGACCCCCAAUGUCAAAGAUUCUUAGAGUCCUUGAAGGGGGCAGUCCAGUUCGUCCUUUGGGUUUAGAUAUCAAUUCAGUUGGUAACAUAAGCGGUCAUUUAAGUGGUUUGACUUUGCAUACUCCUCCUAAAGGUACAAUAAGUCAUUCUCGUACGUUAUCACAUUGAUAUCUACUUUGGCUCUUGGGCUAGAGGACUCUGUUGUCAAUAUGGUUCUGUUUGUGAGCUGCAUGGUAACAAAUAUUUUUCUUAUCCAUUUGAAGCACCAAUGCCCCUCAUAAGCACACAGAAACAUUCACACAAGCACAUUAUUUGGUAAUGCAAAGUCAAUAUCUUAGACUACUCAUAAAAAAUAGAUAUGUAAUUUAGUUUCCCAGUAGCAAAAAUUCAUUUGACAAGGGGAUCUUUCUCUUUCCUUUGGAUCCGAAUUAGUGGUACAGUAGGAGGCCAUUAAGAGCAGCUUCAUGGCAAAAUUGUAUGAGUUUUUUGAGUUGUAUAGCCACUAUCACUAUUAAGUGGUUCCAUUAUGUCACAACAUAUUUAAACAACUGAUCUACAUUUUACUAUAUUAAUUGGAUUUUUAAGCAAUUCUCGAUUAA
This is a messenger RNA of Cicer arietinum (chickpea), 2829 nucleotides long. RefSeq names its product inactive protein kinase SELMODRAFT_444075-like. NCBI's taxonomy places the organism in Eukaryota, Viridiplantae, Streptophyta, Magnoliopsida, Fabales, Fabaceae. Gene Ontology annotation, molecular function: ATP binding; protein tyrosine kinase activity. Gene Ontology annotation, biological process: protein phosphorylation. The record is from RefSeq and is a predicted model, not a curated record.